ACAAUUGUCAACACAGUGUGUUUGUGACAGUUUAACAUAUUGAAAAGACUGGCAUUGUAGAAUGAGUGGUCAUGUUGGUGACCUAAAUGAGAAACAAACAAUAGCAUUACAGAAAUUCAAAGAAGCAGUUUCAGAUUUACUAUGUCCAGAACAAGAUGAUUUCUACCUACUGAGAUGGCUAAGAGCCAGAAAUUUUGAUUUGAAGAAGUCUGAAAUCAUGUUUAGAAAUCACAUCGAAUGGAGGAAGAAAGUGUCUGCAGAUAAGAUUUUACAGGAUUACACAGAACCUGAAGUUUUAAAGAAAUUCUUCACAGGAGGUCUGCAUGGGUUUAGUAAAGAUGGCUGCCCAAUCUGGAUUGAUCCAUUUGGAAAUAUUGAUUUAAAAGGUUUAUUGAGAUCAGCCAAAAAAUCGGAUGCUGUUCUGAGUAAAGUUUAUAUACUGGAGAAGUUAUAUAAUGUGACAUUCAAAGAACAAACACAAAAGGUUGGGACCAGAGUAGACCAAGUAGUAGUUAUAUAUGAUUUAGAGAACUGCAGCAGAAGACAUUUAUGGAAACCUGGUCUUGAUUGUUUCUGUGAAAUAGUUUCCAUGGUUGAAGAUAAUUAUCCUGAAACUCUUAGGAUAGCUUUUGUUAUUAAUGCUCCAAGAAUAUUCCCUGUGAUAUUUCAUCUAGUCAAACCGUUCCUAGCUGAAGAAACUGCUAAAAAAAUCCAUAUCUUUGGAAGUAAUUACAAAGAAGAAUUGUAUAAGUAUAUAGACAAGGACCAGUUACCUAGCCACUGGGGUGGAACUUGUGUAGAUCCAGAUGGUGACCCAAAGUGCAGGUCAAAGAUCUGUCCGGGAGGAGUAGUGCCAAAAGAGUAUUAUAGGAAAUAUGAUUUAGAGGCAGAGAAUUUAACCUCAGUAGAUGUGGGAAGAGGAUCUUCAUUACAAUUAGAUUAUACUGUCAGAGUUCCUAAUUGUAUUAUACGAUGGCAGUUUUCUACAGAAGGGUUUGAUAUAGGAUUUGGUAUAUAUAGAAGGACCAAAGAUUCCAGACAGAAGGCCGGUGAAAUGGAGGAAAUAUUCCCCUCCCAGAGAGUCAAUAGUCACUUGAUACUAGAGGAUGGCAGUAUAGUUUGUAGUAAGGCAGGGACAUAUAUUAUUAGAUUUGACAAUACUUACAGUUGGACCAGGAGUAAAACAAUUCGAUAUUUAAUAGAAGUUCUGGAACCAGAGGAUGGCUAUAGUAUACCAGGGUCAUCAAGUAGUCAGUCUAUAUCAAGCCAGAAUUAGUUUCCUGGAACUUAUGUAACAAAUAAUCUUACAAUUACAAUUGAUCUCAAGUUAUACAGUGGACUCUUUUUAAUUGCAUACCAGUUAAUUGCAUAACCAUGUUAAUUGCAUAAUCCUGUUAUUUGCAUAUCUAUUAAUUACAUAAUCAGUUAUUUGCAUAAAAUUUCCUUCCUAUCUUUUUUAUGUUGUAAAUCCAAUAUUUUAAUUUCAUAGGUUAAAAAAUAAAUCCUUGUUAAUUGCAUAAAAAAAUUAAAGACGAUAAUACAAAGUGUACCAUUGUGGGCAAAAUUAAAGUUAUUUGCAAUGUUACUAAUAAGGUAAACAAGGAUAGAAAAAAGUCAAAAUAGUGUUUACAUUAAAAAAAGAUGUAUAACAAUUUAAUGUCUUUUGUUUGUUAAUAGUAUUGACAUCAAGGGGACUUAAUUGGUGUCUCAAGAGUUUAUUCUUAAUGUUAUACUGUGGAUUCAUUUAUUUUCGUGGGUACCAAUUUUCGUGGAUUAUAGAAAUCUUACAUGUUCGUGGAUAUUUAAUUUCGUGGUUUUGCCGAAGUCUGCAUACAAUCCUAUAGAAAAUUUGUUAUUCGUUGAACAUUUAAUUUCGUGGUUCACCUGUACCCACGAAAUCAACGAAAAUUUGUAUUCAUUGAAUAAUAAUGAAUCCACAGUACAUAGAAUUACUUCUGUAAAAGCUAAAGAGUAUCUUUAUAUUUCACUCUAUCAAAUUUAUCAUAAUUGUAUAAUAUCUUGUGACACUUUGGCUAUGAAAUUAAGAGGAAUCCACUGUAUUAUAUUGUUCAUAACUUGGCAUGUAUAUUCACUUGUAAGUUUCUUUGUGAACAGAGUCAUUUGGUGUUAGUUAUAAGCUAGAUUAAGUGUUCAAGACAAUUGUUCAGCUCAUUUUAUUAAUGUUGAUUUUAAGCCUCUGUUUGUUAGGUAUCAAUGUUAAAACUAAUGAAAGAUUUCUGUAAUGGUAAACCUGGAUUUGACCAUUAUAAUUUCUUUAUUAUACAUGUUAUACAGUCAAGCCUGCUGUAAAGGUUGCCUCUAUUGAACAAAAUCCUGUUUUGUAAUUCCACCCUCUUAUUGUCACGCUAUAGUAAUACCUUUAUAGCAUUUUGAACCUCAAUUUAAAGGGCACCUCUCUUAUAAGGACAGUUUUAUCUGUCCUUAGGGUGACCUUGAUAUACAGGUUGACUGUAAAUAGUAAUUUUAUUUUGGUGUCAAAUUUUGCUUUUAUUUUAGAUGAGCAAAAUCAUAUUUUUUGUAAGAAAUAUACAGGUUUCUGACAUUUGACCUACUUAUUUUUGGAUGCCAGGUUUCGCUUUGGAUGAUUAGUUUUUUAUGUAAUCAGUCACUACUGUUUUGAAGUUAAGACACAUUGAACUUUUUCACUUUACACUUCAUUUUUUCUCACUUCAAUAAUACUCAUGGCAAAAAAUCAAACACUUUUAACCAUCAUAUUUUUACAGUAGUUUUAAAUAAAUAACUCAAUGUCUUUCAUUCUCUCUAUCUUAUCGAAGGCAUGGAUAAAAACUGUGAUUAAAAGUUGGUUUUGUAAAUACAACCCACCUAGGUUUAAGAAUUAGGAGUUCUAACCUUCCCGUGUAUAUUUUUUUUACCUAUAAUAAGGUACUCCCCCUCCCUCCCAGUAUACAAAAUGCAAUAAGGAAUAACAACAUUUUCAUUCUUCAUUUCAAAAAAAUAUUGUACAUCAAAAUUAUGGAAAAAUUAGGAUAGUUCUAUGUGCUAGUUUUUUUAAAGAACAUGUCCAAGAAUUUGAAAAAGUAGAAUUUUCAGCAGGAAACAGGUUUUUUUUUUAUUUUAUAUAUGAAAUGUAAGGGAAGAUAUUAAUAUUAAAUUGUAUGUAAAAAUGAGAUAUAUUUAUAAUAAGCAAUUUAAAAAACAAAAUGGUGUGUGAUAUUUAAGAGGAUCUGGAUGGGUGUACAUCAUUUUUGUAUUCUUUAAUUUUUUUAGACUAGUAUUCUCUGUUUUUACCCACUAUUCUCUAUUCUGUAAACCCCAUACAGACCCUCGUGUAAGUAUUUUAAGAAUAUGAAGAAAUAUAGGGGUUGCUGAGGGAAAAUAUAUAAUAUAUAGCAUAUGUAAAAGCCAGUGGGGAUACAUAUAUAUUGAGGAAAAGUUGUAAACUUUGAAAGCAAAAAGGUUUAAUUUUGCUGACAUGUUUUGACAGUUAAAGACCCCAAAUGUAAUAUGACUCUUACUUCAUAAUUGAAAAGCCUGUUAUUUUGUUUGUUCUCAGUUUAAAAUCAUACUUUGGUUCAUUAUUAUUCAUUAUGUACCAAAUCUUUGUUGUUUUUGUGGAAAUAGGUAUACCACAAAUUAAAAUUUUCGGCGGAGUGAAAAUUUUCUGAAGGCAUAUAAGCAGAGUUUGGAAAACCACUAAAUCAAAUAUCCAUGGAAAUGCAUUUUUUCCUCAAUCUCUAAAAAUUUGCAUCUACAAAGUAACUGAAUCCAUCGUACUUUGACAUCAUAAAUUCCAUUGACGUUAUGUUUUUUUGCGUCAUAAAAUAAUCAAUUUUCCCUUUUUUAUCUUUAAGUUAGCUGAUCAUAUAAUUCAAAAUAACAUAUGCAUACAUCAAAAUGCUGAUUGAAUCAUUUUAAUUUACUGUCUCACAUUAUCAGUAUUAUUGUGCGGACUGACGGUAAAGCUGAAGUGACACAUUAGGAUCACUUCUAUUGUCUUGAAUCGUCAUUUAACAGAUUUUUAUACAGGACAUCAAGUUGUGAACCUGCUUUUUUAAUAUUUUACUUUUGUGAUAAUUGUUUGGAAAUAAUUAAUUUCUUAAAGAGGUCUCUCAAAUUGUCCCUCAAACUGUCAAUAAUGACAUUAUUGUGACAUCACAACUACGAAAAUAUUAAUUUUUUCCAGACUUUAACCUCUGAACAAAGAUUACAGUAGAGGUAAACAAAGGUAAAAAAAUCUUUCUUUUUUCCUGAAUAUCAGAAACAGGCCCUGAUGAUCCUAAUUCCUUUUCAUGAAUUCUAAACUUUAAUUGCAAUGAAUCAAAAUCCAUGACAUAUUUAAUUAAUAUUUUUUAUUCUUUAUAUUACAUAUUCUUUCAACAAUUUUGGGAUAUUUAUGUUUUAUGUUUUGAAUAAUUGAAUGAGAUUCAAUCAAAAAGAUUGAUGGUAAUGUUUUGUUAUGUAUUAUGUUGUUUGUUAAUGUCUAUAGAGCUUUUGAUUUAAUUGAUAAGAUGUAUUUGUUAUUUAUACUUUAUUGUAAUGGUUUUUUUUUCUUCUUAAAAUUUAGACAAUACGAUUGACCAGUCAAGUCAAUGGACACAGGACUUGAAACUUAAGAAAUAACAGUACUGUAUUUGAAGAGUUGUUACCUUCAGUUUGGGAUUAUACAGUCACAAGUGCAGUUUCACAGAGCUAGUUAAAUAGAUAUUUGCAACCAUCAAUUCCCAAAUUAACAGUGGCAACUUUUCAUAUAUUGUACUGUUUUUCCUAUUUUAAUACAAAAGUUUUAAAUGCUCAUAAUAAAACAUUUAAAAAAAUACCUCAAACAUUAACUGCAUUUGCGCAUGGUUAUUGAAAAUAAUUGGACCAUCAACCAUGUAAUUGACGA
Molecule: messenger RNA, 4867 nt
Organism: Mytilus californianus (California mussel)
Lineage: Eukaryota; Metazoa; Mollusca; Bivalvia; Mytilida; Mytilidae
Product: SEC14-like protein 2
Exons: 12
Coding region: 62-1276 (404 amino acids)
Cellular component (GO): cytoplasm
Source: RefSeq, a predicted model, not a curated record